UUUCAUCGCUCGUCGUGACGCAGUUUGUUCUUCUUGUCGUCGUCGUCGUUGUUCUCCUUGUUCUCCUCUUCUUCUCCGGCUGAAGGUGGCUGCAGGUUCUCACCAACAUGAAACGUGUCCAGCAGCAGAGAGAAAAGUCCCCUGUACCCAGCUGUGUGUCCAUGAAGAGUGACCAGUCUAAAGAUUAUUGGGUUGACUUCAAAGAUGGACGUCCUCCCCAUGACCCAGUUGUCCAGCAGCAGAGAGAAAAGUCCCCUGUACCCAGCUGUGUGUCCAUGAAGAGUGACCAGUCUAAAGAUUAUUGGAUUAAGUUCAAAGAUGGACGUCCUCUCGAUGACCCAGUAGUGGACCAGGAGAGCUCAGAGGUUCCCAUAGGUCAGUCUGCCCAGCAGCAUCAGACACACCUGGACUCCAUAUUUAUGCUUCUGCAGGAAAACAUCAUUAUUUUUGUGAAGAACGAGCUGAAGAAGAUCCAGAAACUUCUGAGUUCUGACAAUCCAGAAUCUUUAGAGAGUCAGAGGGAGGAUGAGGAGGAUGAAGAGCAGAUGAGGAGCAGCAGAGAGGUGUUUCGGAAAAUCACACAGCACUUCCUGAGGAGAAUGAAGCAGGAGGAGCUGGCUGACUUCCUGCAGCGAGGAGGUAAUUUGGGAGUUUGUCAACAUAAACUAAAAUCCAAUCUGCAGAAGAAGUUCCAGUGUGUGUUUGAGGGGAUCUCUAAAGCAGGAAACCCAACCCUUCUGAAUCAGAUCUACACAGAGCUCUACAUCACAGAGGAAGGGACUGCAGAGGUCAAUGAGGAACAUGAGGUCAGACAGGUUGAAACAACAUCCAGGAAACUAUACAGACCAGAAACAACAAUCAGACAAGAAGACAUCUUUAAAGUCUCACCUGGAAGAGAUGAACCAAUCAGAACAGUGCUGACAAAGGGAGUGGCUGGCAUUGGGAAAACAGUCUUAACACAGAAGUUCACUCUGGACUGGGCUGAAGACAAAACCAACAAGGACAUCCACUUCACAUUUCCAUUCACUUUCAGAGAGCUGAAUGUGCUGAAAGAGAGAAAGUUCAGCUUGGUGGAACUUGUUGAUCACUUCUUUCCAGAAAUCAAAGAAGCAGGAAUCUUCAGGUUUAAAGAGUUCCACGUUGUGUUCAUCUUUGACGGUCUGGAUGAGUGUCGACUUCCUCUGGACUUCCACAACACUGAGAUCCUGACUGAUGUCACAGAGUCCACCUCAGUGCAUGUGCUGCUGACAAACCUCAUCAGGGGGACUCUGCUUCCCUCUUCUCGCCUCUGGAUAACCACACGACCUGCAGCAGCCAAUCAGAUCCCUCCUGGCUGUGUUGACAUGGUGACAGAGGUCAGAGGGUUCACUGACCCUCAGAAGGAGGAGUACUUCACAAAGAGAUUCAGAGAUAAGAAGCAGGCCGGCAGAAUCAUCUCCCACAUCAAGACAUCACGAAGCCUCCACAUCAUGUGCCACAUCCCAGUCUUCUGCUGGAUCUCUGCUACAGUUCUGGAUCUGUUGAAAACCAGAGAGGGAGGUGAGCUGCCCAAGACCCUGACUGAGAUGUACAUCCACUUCCUGGUGGUUCAGUCCAAAGUGAAGAACAUCAAGUACGAUGGAGGAGCUGAGACAGAUCCACACUGGAGUCCAGAGAGCAGGAAGAUGAUUGAGUCUCUGGGAAAACUGGCUUUUGAUCAGCUGCAGAAAGGAAACCUGAUCUUCUAUGACUCAGACCUGACAGAGUGUGGCUUCGAUAUCAGAGCAGCCUCAGUGUACUCAGGAGUGUUCACACAGGUCUUUAGAGAGGAGAGAGGACUGUACCAGGACAGGGUGUUCUGCUUCGUCCAUCUGAGUGUUCAGGAGUUUCUGGCUGCUCUUCAUGUCCAUCUGACCUUCAUCAAGUCUGGAGUCAAUCUGAUAGCAGAGGAACCAACAGAGACGCGUCUCUACCAGAGUGCUGUGGACAAGGCCUUACAGAGUCCAAAUGGACACCUGGACUUGUUCCUCCGCUUCCUCCUGGGUCUUUCUCUGGAGACCAAUCAGACUCUCCUCAGAGGUCUGCUGACACAGACAGGAAGUAGCUCAGAGACCAAUCAGGAAACAGUCCAGUACAUCAAGGAGAAGAUCAACAAAGAUCUCUCUGCAGAGAGAAGCAUCAACCUGUUUCACUGUCUGAAUGAACUGAAUGAUCGUUCUCUAGUGGAGGAGAUCCAACAGUCCCUGAGAUCAGGAAGUCUCUCCACAGAUAAGCUGUCUCCUGCUCAGUGGUCAGCUCUGGUCUUCAUCUUACUGUCAUCAGAAACAGAUCUGGACGUGUUUGACCUGAAGAAAUACUCUGCUUCAGAGGAGGCUCUCCUGAGGCUGCUGCCAGUGGUAAAAGCCUCCAACAAAACUCUACUGAGUGUCUGUAACCUGUCAGAGCGAAGCUGUGAAGCUCUGUCCUCAGUCCUCAGCUCCCAGUCCUCCAGUCUGAGAGAGCUGGACCUGAGUAACAACAACCUGCAGGAUUCAGGAGUGGAGAGGCUGUGUCCUGGACUGGAGAGUCCACAUUGUAAACUGGAAACUCUCAGUCUGUCCGGCUGUCUGGUCUCAGAGGACGGCUGUUCUUCUCUGGCCUCAGCUCUGAGAUCCAACCCCUCCCACCUGAGAGUCCUGGACCUGAGCUACAACCAUCCAGGAGACUCUGGACAGAAGCUGCUGGAGGAUCCACGCUGCAGACUGGACACUCUCAGGGCGGAGCCUGCUGGAGUCCACUGGAUGACAUCAGGUCUGAGGAAGUAUCGGCGUCAACUCACAGUCGACACAAACACAGUCAGCAGAAACCUCAAACUGUCUGACAACAACAGGACGGUGACACGUGUGGAGGAGAAUCAGCCGUAUCCUGAUCAUCCAGACAGGUUUGAUGACCGGUGGUGUCAGCUGCUGUGUGGAACUGGUCUGACUGGUCGCUGUUACUGGGAGGUUCAGUGGAGCGGAGACGCUGAGGUAGCAGUGAGUUACAGAGGAAUCAGGAGAGGGGACAGUGCUGACUGUCAGUUUGGAUACAAUGAUCAGUCCUGGAGUCUGUGGUGCUCUGGUGGUUGUUACUUUGUCUAUCACAAUAACAGAAGAACAGGCAUCUCCUCCUCCUCCUCCUCCUCCUCCUCCUCCUCCUCCUCCUCCUCCUCCUCCUCCUCCUCCUCCUCCUCUGGUACAGUAGCAGUGUAUGUGGACUGUCCUGCUGGCUCUCUGUCCUUCUACAGAGUCUCCUCUGACUCUCUGAUCCACCUCCACACCUUCAACACCACAUUCACUGAAACUCUUUAUCCUGGGAUCAGGUUAAUGUACUCUAACUCCUCAGUGUCUCUGUUAGAGGACAGACUGUCUCCUCCUGUUAGAGGACAGACUGUCUCCUCCUGUUAGAGGACAGACUGUCUCCUCCUGUUAGAGGACAGACUGUCUCCUCCUGUCAGAGGACAGACUGUCUCCUCCUGUUAGAGGACAGACUGUCUCCUCCUGUUAGAGGACAGACUGUCUCCUGCUGUAAAAAAGUAAAAGUAAAAUACGUAUUUUACUAAUGUCGCUAGCGUUAGUCUUGCUCCGAGAGGUACUUCUGGUCAAAUUUUCAGAAUAAAACGCCUGUAAUGUAAAUAAUGGGACUGAUUUCAAAACAUAUUUCGGUAAGAAAACUUUAAUUAAGACAUGCUUUUUUAUUAUUAUUAAACAGUCCGUUCAAUCUGCUCUUUAUUUUAAAAUGUAAUAAUGGAUCAUAUAUCAGGAUAAAUAAUCAGCUGAUAAUAGAAAAUAUAUAUUAUUAUGUUUUAUUCUGACGAUUAAAUAAUAGCUGGUAAAUGAACUAACUUCCACAGAAUGAGGCAGUUUGCAGAUAAAUCAACAUGUAUUGAUAACUUGUCUGAUCAUGUCAAAUAUUAUAAUCUGAAUCAUUUGGCAAAAUGCUCUAUGAAAUAAAAAAAAGUAUGUUUGUGAAGUUUUUUGAUGUAUUUUGUUUGAGUAAAUAAAUAAAUUUGAAGAGUCUUGUUUGGAAGGAAAAGGCACCCUGUACCAUUGUGUAUGGGAGUGUCCAAAAUUAAAUGAAUACUGGGUGAAAGUUGUUGAGUAUAUAUCUAGGAUUGUGGGAGUGAAUGUGCCCCACCAGGCAAAGCUGUGUGUACUGGGUAUAUACCCGGACAAUUGUGUAGUCGGGCCAGGAGAAUGAUAGCUCUAUCUUGGAAAAAAAUGGAUAUACCUUCAAUAAACGUGUGGGUGAAGGAGAUGGCGUCCUCUGUGGUACUGGAAAGACUGACUUAUAUAACCAGAGGAAAAGCGGAGGAAUUUGAAAAAGUGUGGAGACCCUUAUUGAACUUUCUUGCAAAUCAGGGUGCGCAUUCACCUUGACUCGGUUGUGAGGUGCUGAGUUUUUUUUUGUUUUUUUUGUUUGGUUGUUGUUGUUGUUUUUCUCUCUUUUGUUUUGUUUUGUUUUGUUUUGUUUUGUCUGAUUUUGUUUGUCAAUUUACUUGUGUUAUGUGGAAUAUGUGAAAUGUGAUGUAUCUUUUUUUAUGAGAAAUGUAACUUGGUGAUCAUGUUCCACUGCUGUCUAUAAAUGUGUAAAAUUCAAUAAAAAUAUUGUCUGAAGAG
Centropristis striata (black sea bass) is the source of this 4616-nucleotide messenger RNA. Its product is annotated as NACHT, LRR and PYD domains-containing protein 12-like. The coding region runs from base 108 to 3404 and encodes 1098 amino acids. Gene Ontology annotation, molecular function: protein binding. NCBI's taxonomy places the organism in Eukaryota, Metazoa, Chordata, Actinopteri, Perciformes, Serranidae. The record is from RefSeq and is a predicted model, not a curated record. The transcript is spliced from 11 exons.